AUGGAUAUUGACGAAGUCUUUGCAGCUGCAGCCAAAGAGAUUGAGAACAGUGUGUUAUACCCUGGACUCUCAAAUACAGAAGAAUUAAAAGCAUGUGUCCUAGAUUUGUUGCCUCUUCAACAACGAGAUAUCAAGUCCCUAGCAGUACAAGGGACCCUCAGUAAAUUCAAGUCUACCUUUUACUGUGCUCUUCCUGAAGAUAAGGAAAACGAGCGCAAAGGCGAGCCUUUCCAGGUUUAUUUUGAGUUUUCCCAAAUUACAACAAAACGUGCUUCAAUGACUCUAAAGCGGGAAAGAAAAGAUUUUAUAGCUGUAAUAUAUUAAGGUUCAUAUUAGCAUAAUUUAUGCAUAUUCCAUAAUGCUGUAUGGGAAUAAAAGAAGUGUGUUGUAACUCGACCACGUUGUUUGUUUUGCUUAUAUUCUUAUACUAAAACAAGUCUCAGUAUACUACAAUAGCCAUUUUUAUAUAUCGUUUAAUCUACUAAUUCUCAUUACUUUAGCAUUAAUUUCCCGUCAAUUUGGCCAUAAGCAUAUAUCAAGCUCUCCCCUUUUGAAACUGAGAAUUCCCUCCUAUAAACCUAGUGUUAUCACACUUUUUUCGAUCAUAACGCGUGUUGAAAUUAUUUUAUUUACGUUUCAACGAGCGUUUUAAAUUAAAGCUUCAAGACGGCAAAUUCUCGUGUUUCCAUUCGGUUACUCAUAGAAACAAGUUUCCCAACCAAUCAACACUCGCGUACCAUAAUUAAGUAUCACGUUAUGAAUGGUAAUAUUAAACUAAUUUGGAAGGUUGUGAUGUACUUUAAAUUGAAGUGCUUCUUCGGUAACGGAAGCUGUUAAGGAUUUUCAAAUAUUGUGAGAGCAGAAAGUUAAUCCGGCCGGCUUAUCUCAAAAGGGCAAUGGCCAAUGCAUGGCAUUAAACGAGGAAGUGGUCCAGGGCCGUAGCAACCGGGGGGGAGGGGUUGGGGGCGACUGCAGCCCCCUCCUAAUAAUUUGCUAAUAAUCAUUCUUUUUUCAAAAUCAUGCAAACCUUUAUUAUUUACUCCAUGACAAACUACAAAGAAUGAAGAUAUUACCCAUACAUUCCUGCAACUUAUCCAAUAUAUAGACUAGAAAAUACAUGCGUGCAGAAACCCUCGCCUUGCUGACAAAAACCAUUGUAUUUUCCAAACACGAAGUAUCUAAAGUAGUUGCCAUGGUAACACGAUAAUUUUUUAAGAAUAUUCGGUAAUCGUUCUUACAAAUGAAAAAUCGCUUAAAAAUAUCACUUUUAAUUACAAAAUUAUCAAUUUCCCAACAUAUACAUAUAUAUAUAUAUAUAUGUUAGGUAUGAUAUUAUACGUAAUAUGAGCUUCAAUUUAAGGUAACAUUCAACCACAUGCAAGCGCUUCGCAAAACGUUUUAAAGUGUUCUUUAUAAAACUAAACUGCCUUUAAUGAAAAUAUGGCUUUAUCGAUAAACUUUGAGUUUGCAAUAAAAUUAUUUCAAAUUCUAGCAUGCAAAUAACUUUGCUUUCUUUUUUAUUUAAAAAAAUUCAAUAUAAUAAAAAAGGGAAUCAAUAUUAAAGAUACACUGAAUUGGGGAUCAAUAUUAAAGAUACAGGGAAUCAAUAUUAAAGAUACACCGAUAUGCUGUCUUGUUUAGUUGUAUCAUAUACGCAAAGGCCGUCGGGUUUUAAAGCAAUUAUAAAAUCAAUAUUUAAAGCAAACUUACCUUCGUUAACGUCGGCUCCCUUCUUUUAGCAGAUUCUUUCGCCAUUUCUUUCUUGAAAUUUACAAAAUCUUGCAAAAAUGCGAGCAAAAACGAAAUAUAUUUGCAAGAAAUUCAUCAAUCACCAAAUAAAGAAAUGUUUUCAAUUUCGCUGUCGUCAUGCAGUCGUUAUAAUGAAAACUUUAAAUUGGACCAAUCACAGUGUUUGCUAUUCAUGACAGUCCGCCAUAUUUUUGAGAUCAGUGAGGAUGACAACCCACGGUUGGUGACCCACGCCCGCGAUAUUUGAUGAACUUUAGACUUCGUUAAUGCUUUCGUUUCCUCGGGUGUAAAUAGCCGGGGGGAAUUAGUACCCUCGCACGGCGCUUCGCGCCGUCGGCUCGGGGAUAAUAGACAGAUUUAGAUCGAGGACGUCGACGUGAAGAGGACGCGGGAUGGCGUCAUAUGCCGCGAAAAUGUGGCGUUGUCAUCGAUGGCGACGUCGUCUUAGCACUUUUCAGGACGUCAAAAUCAAUUUUUCACGUCGUGUUUAGGACGUCAGUUUUUUCUUGAUUUUUUAAAGACGAAAAAGGUAUGUACAUGAUAAAACUUGCAUCAGUGAUGUUGGUAAUCUAUUAUUUUUCUCUAUUUUCGAAAUAAUAUGAACGUAUGAUGUUUAAUAUGCGCAUAAUUAACAUAGUAAGACGAACCAAAUUUGUUUCCGGCUUUAUGGAAUAUGGCUGAUCGUGUCUCAAAACAAACACAACAAGAAACAACAUAUUGUGUAGUUUGAUGCCGAUAAGAACGACAUUACUUAUCUAACUUUUAAACUUGCAUUUUAUUAUUUGAUAUAUUGUUUUAUGGGCAAUCGUUUUAUAGUUGAUAUUCAAUCGAUUUUAUUUACUUUUUAUUUUGUAAUUUGUAUUGCUGUAUUUAUAAAGUACAAUAUUGAAAGUAUAUACUGUAGUAAUAAAAUAGUGCAAUGUUUUUUGUUAUCUUUUUAGGGGCAGCGAUGUCUGUCUUACAACUGGAAGAGAACAAGAAAUCUCCGAAGAAAAGGUAAACAAAUCAAACUAACUUCAACAAUGGUAGAGUAUUAAACACCUGUCAUGACUUCACUUGGUGUGUAGAACUAGUAUGGUGUGUUGGGUUUAUAAUCCAAGUGAGUACAUUCGCAAUUUAAGACCUGACCAGGAACGAUUGCAGAAAAUGCAACACUAGGUUCUCUGGUAUUAAAAAAUCGAAUCCAUAGCCUUGUGAUUCCAGAAAAAUUGAUAUUGUUUGUUUACAUUUAUAUUCACUGUUUCUAGCAUGGUAUGGUCAAAGGCAAAAGAUCUAAUCCUACUGAAAGAAAUUGCAGCAGAAGGUGUUAUGUCAAAUAAACCCCGGUCCAGAGAGCGUGGUAUGCAGUGGCAAAGAAUUGCCGAUAACAUCACUGCACUAGGGCAAGGAGUCACAUCACGGGCAGUCAGAGAUCACUACAAUGUGAUGGCAAAAAAGUAUAGGGCAAGAAUGGCACAAGAAGAAAGAUCAACGGGUGAAGGUGGUGCUGAACUGACAGAGGCUGAAAGUUUGUUGGAGGAAUUGAUCCAUAUUGAAAGGGAGAUGGAAAGACAGGUUGAAAAUGAAAAUGAAGAAAACCAACAAAGGAUUGAACAAGAGCGAGGUCAGGCACUGGAGAUGAGAGAACGGGCAAUGGAGACACUUGGACAAACUAGGAAGAGGACAAGACAGAACGGUGAAGGUAGUGGAAAAGAACAAAAGAGGAGAAGGUCAGGAGACAUGAUGAAAUGGUUGCAAGAAAGGGUAGAGUUGGAGAAAGAAGAAAAAAAGGCAAAACGGGAAGAAGAAAGAGAAUACCAUGAAGUUCAGAGAGUCCAGCAAGAAGAGAUGACGCAAGCCAUGCACCAGACACAACAACAGUUUGCGAUGCAGAUGAAGCUGUCUGACCAGUUCGUGCAGCAACAAUUGCAGCAACAACAACAACAACAUCAACAGCAUCAACAAGAAUUUAACUUUCUACAGCAGCAAAUGAUUGCUAUCAUGCAACAACAGCACAGCAAACAAAUGUGUUGGUAA
This is a messenger RNA of Paramuricea clavata, 3765 nucleotides long. The record is from the annotation of a GenBank genome assembly. Lineage: Eukaryota; Metazoa; Cnidaria; Anthozoa; Malacalcyonacea; Plexauridae.